GGAGAAAGAAAGAGAGAGAAAGAGAGGAGAGGAGAGAGAAAACUCUUUCUCUCUCUCUCUCUCUCUCUCUCCACACACCCAAAAAAGCCAAGCUCCUACUCCAUUAUUUCUCUCUUUCUUUGUUAUAUUCCUCACCACAACUCCACAAGGAAACAAAAUUAAAUUUUUUUAUUUUUUUUUCAAAAAAAACCUCAACCUAACUUCCCCAAAUCCCCAAUCCCCCUCCUCUCCCCUCUCCAAAAUCCAAUCUUUUUCCCCAAUUCCUCACCCUAAUUUCCCAAUAUAUCAUCACAAUCACCCCCUCCUCCUCCUCCUCCACAAACCACGCCUAUUUGGCUAUUUCCUUCUCAAAGUCGCCUCCUUUUCCUCUAUUUUCCCCACUUUUAACCCCCUUUUUCCGAAGAAAUUGGGGAGUUUAGCAUCUGGGUCUCGUGGAGAAUCGGAAAAAGGCCAUGUCUGAAUCUUCAAUUGAGCCGCCAUUGAGAAGGUUCUCGAACCUCCGGAGCGUGCGGUGGCGGGUCGAUCUAGGGAUUUUGCCUUGUUCGGAUUCGUCCUCCAUCGAUGAUCUUCGAAGGGCCGCGGCUGAUUCGAGGAGAAGGUACGCAUCUUUGAGACGUCGUCUUCUAAUAGACUCGCAUCUUCCCGCUGACGAGAAUGUAUCCUCUGACCUUGUUAUCGACAACCCUCUCUCACAAAAUCCAGACAGCAAGUGGGGUCGUCUUUUCCGGAAUGCUGAGCUGGAAAAAGUGGUCGACGAAGAUUUAUCCCGAUUAUAUCCAGAAGAUGGCAGCUACUUCCAAACACCUGCAUGCCAGGCCAUGUUGAGGAGAAUCUUAUUGUUGUGGUGUAUUCGGCAUCCUGAAUAUGGAUAUCGGCAAGGAAUGCAUGAACUAUUGGCUCCUCUUGUAUACGUUCUCCACGUUGAUUUGGAUCAUCUUUCUCGAGUCCGAAAACUUCACGAGGACUGCUUCAUUGACGUCUUUGAUGGAAACAACUCUUUUCCCGACGUCGACCUCAUUUCCAAUUACAGAUUCCAAAAAACCAACAAAUGGGAUUCAGUACCGGGAAAAGGAAACGAUUCGCACGAAUCCACCCCUAAAACCAGCAGCAUCGACGACCUAGACCCCGAAACGAAGGAAAUAUUUUUGCUGAGCGAUCCCUACGGUGCAGAAGGUGAGUUGGGCAUUAUAUUGUCUGAGCGAUUUAUGGAGCACGACGCCUACUCUAAGUUCGACGCUUUAAUGAACGGGGCUAAUGAUGGCGUAAUUUCAAUGGCUGAGUUCUUCUCUCCUGCAUUAAGUAUCGGGUCGAGUUCAGGUUUACCGCCUAUAAUUGAAGCUUCAUCGGCAUUAUAUCAUUUGCUUUCGGUUGUGGAUUCGUCCCUUCACUCUCACUUCGUUGAACUGGGUGUCGAGCCGCAAUAUUUUGCACUUCGGUGGUUGCGAGUUCUAUUCGGGCGAGAAUUCGCCCUAGACGAUCUUUUAUUAGUUUGGGAUGAACUAUUCGCCUCUUCCAAUCAUAUGUGUAUAGAGAGUAAUACAGAAUAUAGCUUCAAGCUGCUAUGCUCGGGACGAGGGGCUUUUAUUGCAGCGUUGGCGGUAUCAAUGCUUCUUCAUUUAAGGUCGUCGCUCUUAGCCACUGAGAACGCGACUUCGUGUUUACAAAGGUUAUUGAAUUUCCCUCAAAAUGUCGACAUGAAGAAGCUUAUUGAGAAAGCAAAAGCACUUCAGGGUCUCGCACUUGAUGUAGGCUGCUCAUCGACUUCUUCCCAUUUUAGUAUCAGUAAGAAUAAUUUGGCAGUAAGGAGAGGUUACAGUCUCCCGACCGGUUCGGCUUCUCCGAAAAGCCCCAACCACUCAUUACCAGACAGCUACUGGGAAGAGAGAUGGAGGGUUUUGCAUAAAGAGGAAGCACUGAAAAAGGGAAAUAAAUCUCUCGGCGAGAGAUUCAAUUUGUCUCGAACCGAAUCCGAUCCUUCUCCGGCGAAGAAUGCACAAACUAAAGCGAGAGCUCCAUCUGCUACGGUGAGGCGAAGGCUUUUUGAUGAUUCACCGAAAGAUACGAGGAAGUCAGACGCCGAUGAUGGUAGGUCACGAUGCGAUGAGAAUCCUGCAGCGCCGAUUGAAAGCGUUUCUCUCUCCAAUAAAGCCGACCGGGAAAAGCAAUUUGAGGAAGAGGGAAGUUCGAGCGGGGAGAACUCUUCGGUGCUUUCGGCGACGCUUAGCCACGACGAAAGCAUUGGGAAUGAUCCCGAAAACGAGUCGGAGAAAAGUAGCGUUACGUCGAAUUCAUUCAUCGGCGAUAACGAUGAGGAGUCAUGCAGCCAGGAAUUCAUCAUCAGUCAAGCAGUUCAAGAAGCAGAAGCCGCUUCUUCUUCCGCCAAAGCCGAACGAGCUGGAUCGCUGCUGGAGAAGAGCGCGUCGUUGAAGGAGAAAAAGCCCCUCUCGAGUAAACUCCAGUGGCUUUGGAAGUUCGGGAGGGCUUCUGGCGAAGCGAAUACGGAGAAGGGCGGAGCUGAGGAUUCGGAAAAACAAUCGAGCGUAAACAACGGGAAGGAUAGUUCGUGCUGCUCGGCUCCGAACGGGACUUGCAAUUCGUGCGAAGCUACUAGUCGGAGGGUAGAUGUCGGGGAUACGAAAGUUAUGGGCACUUUGAAGAAUCUGGGGCAAUCCAUGCUCGAAAAUAUUCAGGUGAUCGAGUCGGUGUUCUCGGAGGAUAACUUGUCGUCGAGCAACGUUCUCGGAGGGAAAGGGCAAGCGACGGCGAUGGCGGCGCUCAAGGAGCUCCGGAAAAUCAGCAACCUGUUGUGUGAGAUGUGAGAUGUGGGAUGAGGUGAGCUGCUGCAUUAUGUAUCCACCUACAAUUUUUCCCAGGAAUAACACCAUUUAUUAUUCUAUGGCCUCAUAACAAUAAUUAAGGAAAAAAAUGAAGUGUCUAGGCCUUUUUUUUUUUUAAUUUCCCCCCAGGAGUUCAUAUAUUGUUUGUAUUUGCAUCAUGUACAAAGCCCCCAUUUAAAUGUAAGAUUUUAUUUUUUUUAAAAAAAAAAUUAAUUGAAGAAGCAAUUGUUCAA
Ananas comosus (pineapple) is the source of this 3070-nucleotide messenger RNA. Its product is annotated as TBC1 domain family member 5 homolog A. The coding region runs from base 453 to 2819 and encodes 788 amino acids. NCBI's taxonomy places the organism in Eukaryota, Viridiplantae, Streptophyta, Magnoliopsida, Poales, Bromeliaceae. The record is from RefSeq and is a predicted model, not a curated record. Gene Ontology annotation, biological process: activation of GTPase activity. Gene Ontology annotation, molecular function: GTPase activator activity. The transcript is spliced from 5 exons.